This is a messenger RNA of Aureobasidium subglaciale EXF-2481, 1830 nucleotides long. RefSeq lists its product as uncharacterized. The transcript has 2 exons. The record is from RefSeq and is a predicted model, not a curated record. Lineage: Eukaryota; Fungi; Ascomycota; Dothideomycetes; Dothideales; Saccotheciaceae. The coding region runs from base 278 to 1534 and encodes 418 amino acids.
UGAAGAGAUUGCACAUAGCAUUGGUUGGUGGGAUCAUUAGCAAGCGAGGCGUGUAUAUGUAAAUGUAUUGGACAUCGCUCGUCCUUGCGCCUCCGCACCGCACUGAGUCUCCUUCCUUGCAUCUUAUCCCGUGUCCUGCAUUUCAAAACCCGGCCGCCAACCUCGUCAACACAACUUGAAGCCUCGAAUUUCGGAGCUUUUCAAUUGAGUGAGCAUUUCCGUCAACUUCCCCUUCCCGGUGCUCAACUGACUUGUCGUGCGACAGCGAUCUUACAACAUGGAGCCCUGGCAAUCGUGGCUCAUCGCCCUCGGCGCUGCUGCAGCUGCCUACUACUACUACGUUCAGCACGGCAAGCCUGUCGCCAACAGAACUCGUGCCGCGUCAGUCUCGGACUUCGUCGCUCCUCAGCCAAAGGCCGCUCGUCGACGAGACUCGACAAAGCCCAAGCCCAAGUCCGAGACGACAAAGGCCGCCGCCGUCACUCUCCCCGAGUUGAGUGUUCAGAGUGGUGAAGACAGCACCACCAAGGCCCCCGAGGUCUCCAAGAAGCGCAAGGCUGGCAAGAAGCAGUCGGUUGCACCAGCUCCUUCGCUCACACCAGCUCCCGCCCCCAAGCGUCAAGAGCUUGACGACGAUGUCGCUGAAGAGGAAGACAACAAGGCCUGGGCCCAACAGCUCGCCAGCCUUAAGAAGGGCACCAGCCUUGCCCCUCCCAACCGCACAGACUCGCGCAACAGAACAGUGAAGCAGUCUUCCAAGAACUUCUCGUCGGCCUCGUCCAAUGCUGACAACGCUGACGACGAUCUCACCCCUGCCAUGUCGCCACGUUUGGCUGCUGGUGACGUCUCAGACAUGCUCGAGCCCACCGCUGGCGGCCCAUCCGUCCUUCGCCUCACCGGCUCCAACAAGCCUACUAAGGCCAACCAGCCUCGCCAGCAGUCACAAGCCGAGGAGCAAGAGACCAAGAAGCAGAGACAAAACCGUAAGAAGGUUGAGGAGCGCAGGCUCCAGAGAGAGGCUGAAGAGAAGGAGCGUCAGACCCUCCUCGAGACCCAACGCCGUACUGCUCGUGAAGCUCGUGGAGAGCCCGCGAAGAACGGCAUCCCCGUCUCCAAGGCUCCCACUAGUAGCGCAUGGGCUGCUGAGGUUGCCAAGCGCGCCACUGAGUCUCCUGUAGUCUCCGAGAGCGCUCCUCUUCUCGACACUUUCGAGCAAAGUGCUACCAACGGCGCCUCCGAGGAGGACCAACUGGCGUUGGCCAAGCAGAUCAGCCAGGACGACUCAGGCUGGAACACUGUACCCAAGGGUAAGAAGCAGCAGAAGAAGACCGUUCCCGUGGCCGGCUCCGAAGACUCCAACGCUAGCGACGCUGGCUCAGUCGUCAACGCACCCAUCAAGAAGGUUGCCCCUCUGCCCAAGGUCACCGCACCUGCUCCCAAGGCCACAACUGCUUCGACCAACGGAUUCUCGUCUCUCUAUGAUUCCGGAUAUGACGCAGGCAGCCACCCCGAUGACUCUCAGUGGGCCGCUUGAUCAAGCCGCCGUUAAGCAACACACGCCAAAUGGCCAACUUCACUAGGCUCAUCCGGAUGAAUGAGCGCUAGACAUUUCGUGAUCUCCUACAAGCACCUUUUGACGAACCCAUAAUGUUUGGGUGUCGAGGCAGAAUGGCAAAUUUGUUUUCAAUUCAUGUUUUCCAAGCGAAGGUAUUCCCACAGGGCAUGUCGAGGGGGUUUGAUUCUUUCCUUACAGUCGACAAGGUCCAAGGCCGCAUAAAAGAAAAACAGGAGACAAAGAGAUGCGGCUUGACUGAAAAAAGGCGUACAGAG